UUGAUUCAUACAAUUCAAGUAUUCAUUAAAUUAUUCCUACUCUAUCCAUAAAUGUGAAUAUAUCGAGUCGAGUCGACUGUAUUGUAGGCUGUAUGUACUUAACACAUGUGACUUGGCUGCCUAUCUCGCCGCUGCUCCGCCUCCGUCACCACCCCGCUCUACCUGACACUGCUCUGCACUCUUUCCACCUCGACUUCUUUCCAUAUUCUUACAUCUCACACAAACAGCCGUCAAAAUGGUCCUCCGAGAUCCGAUCUUCGAAGCUCGCACAAAUGUAAAGCUACACUCGAACCGGCUCAAAAAGGAAGCCGCGCGCGCCGAAUCUACCUUCAAAUCCGAAAAAGCCAAAGCCGACAAGGCCAUGAAAAACCACGAAUUCCAGAUCGCGCGCAUCCACGCUGGGUCGGCGGUGCGCGAGAAGAAGCGGCAGGUGUCCCUCAGAGCCGAAGCCGCCCGCGCCGAUGUCAUUAUCAACGAACUCAAGGCGGCGCAGAGCACGCGCGAUACAUCACGCACGCUGGCGCUCGCAUCGCGCGGUCUGGACGCUGCCUCGAAGAGCGUGAAUCUGGAGCAUCUGCUGGCUCAUGCGAAUAACUUUAUGGCGCGCUCGGAGGACUUUAAGAUCGCGAGUAGCGCCAUUGCCGACGUCGCCCAGGGCAUUUCGCAGCAGGAGUAUGGUGCUGAGGGCGAGUCGGAGGUCGAUAAGAUGAUGGAGCAGUUGGCGGAUGAUGCGGGCGUCGAUAUGCGUUUGGCGCUGGAGGCGGAUACGGUACCCAAGGAGGAGGUCAAGGAGUCGAAUAAGCAUGCUGAUGCCGAGGUCGAGGACGCUCUUGGUGCGCGACUGCGGGCUCUUCGUGCGGAGGGUUAAUUUUCAUCCUCUCUGGUCUUGGCUUUUAUGUCUUUAUCGUUAUAUCUACAUCUUGUGCGUUGGUUUUUUCACAUUUUCGGAGUUUUGGCUGUAUACUUAUGAUGAUGAAUACAUUCUGCUAUCCACCUUGCUGUAUAUCUUGACAUCUUAACCGCUGAGUGAUAACAACGAAGAAGCGAGGCGAGCGUCGCGUUUCACCAGACGUAUACACUGCCAAGGAUUUAUCGCUGGCAUAGUUAAUACUAGUCACAUUGGCAAUACCAAUAAUAAAAUUUCACAGGCACUUUUG
This is a messenger RNA of Talaromyces proteolyticus, 1157 nucleotides long. Its product is annotated as putative SNF7 family protein Fti1/Did2. The record is from RefSeq and is a predicted model, not a curated record. Lineage: Eukaryota; Fungi; Ascomycota; Eurotiomycetes; Eurotiales; Trichocomaceae. Gene Ontology annotation, cellular component: multivesicular body; ESCRT III complex. The coding region runs from base 236 to 868 and encodes 210 amino acids. Gene Ontology annotation, biological process: protein transport; endosome transport via multivesicular body sorting pathway; late endosome to vacuole transport. The transcript has 2 exons.